Brassica oleracea var. oleracea is the source of this 1122-nucleotide messenger RNA. RefSeq names its product F-box protein At3g28330-like. The coding region runs from base 1 to 1122 and encodes 373 amino acids. The transcript is spliced from 4 exons. The record is from RefSeq and is a predicted model, not a curated record. NCBI's taxonomy places the organism in Eukaryota, Viridiplantae, Streptophyta, Magnoliopsida, Brassicales, Brassicaceae.
AUGGCUGAUUUGUUGUCGAUCCUAAGCUUGACUAUCUCGCCUUCUUUUCAUAGUAUCUCACUCAACAAUUCCUUGAUCCACAUAGCUUGCUUCGCUGCUUCUGUUGCUGCCAUGAAUUCUGCUUCGCAUGAUGACAAUGCAACCGUCUGCUGCUUCUGCGACGUCCAAGUAAUCAGUGAUGAACCCUUGGAAUUAUCCAACACACUACUCGAAUCUCCCUUUCUCCGUAGGCUUUUCCUUUCUCGCCAUCAACUCUCACACUCUAUGUGGUCGCUCAUGGUGAAAGAUGAUCAGCAAGAAGCCGUUGCUCACUACAGAUGCGACAUUUGGGGUCAUCCAACACAACAACUUGGCUCUUACAUCGCCACUUCCAUUACCGAAGCAUUCUUAAACCACAAGCAAAAAUACAGACAAGUCGGAGCCGUGGCUUACACGGAUGUCGGGUUGAUUCUUAUCCAGGAGGAUUACUGGAACCUAGGUUUAGCCACACUAACCGAUAGAGAUGGCGUCGUUUUGGGUUACAAAGUCGUUCUUCUAUAUGAUGCUAUACCACGGAAAAAGAGUUUUAGUUUGCUGAUAUAUUCGUCAGAGACUGGCUUGUGGAGUCAAGAAACCGUACAGUUUCCUUACUCUUUUAGCCGUCAGGAGUUUCGCUAUUCCAUUAGCUUGAACGGAAAUCUUCACUGGGUCGCUCGCAACAACGUGAAUGAUGAAGUUGUUGUAUCCACCGACUUCUACGGUUCUGAGCAUCCUCUGUGGGUGGUCGGAGCGUUACAUGUUUCUCGAGGGAGUCUCAUGUAUAUGAACAUUGCCGCUCAAGGCGAUGAGCAUGAUAAACUAAGCGUGUGGAGGCUAAAGAGCAGCUGGGAAUGGCAAAUAGUAUCUGAAGUAUCCUACAUUGGUUAUAAACACCCUUAUAUUCCGUUGGCGAUAAACCCCUUUGAUGCUGAAACAGUCUACUUUUGGAGCAACGACUUGGACAACCAAUGUUUGGUAUCUAUGAACUUGCGCAUUGGCGAGUUUGUCUUCCACGGUAAGUUGGAACGUAGCAGCAGCGAUGGUUGCAUUGUCAAGUCCCCUGAAGGCCACACUUUUAUACAGCUCGCCCAAGAAUUUUCGUAG